AUGGGAUAUAAGAUCCAGGUCCCCACGGAUGAGUCUCGCUUCUGCUCCCUCCUGCGCCAGCUCCUCGAGGACCACAAGGACGUCGUCACCCUCCUGGCCGAGGGCCUGCGGGAGUGCAGGCGCCACAUCCAGGACGAGGGCCUCAUCCGCCUCUUCCUGGACCAGACCCUCACGUCCCGCCUGGGCAUGCGGAUGCUGGCUGCCCAUCACCUGGCUCUGCACGAGGACAAGCCGGACUUCGUGGGCAUCAUCUGCACCCGCCUCUCGCCCAAGAAGCUCAUUGAGAAGUGGGUCGACUUCGCACGGCGCCUGUGUGAGCAGCAGUACGGCCACGCCCCCCGCGUGCGCAUCAACGGUCACGUGGCCGCCCGCUUCCCCCACAUCCCCCUGCCCCUCGACUACGUCCUGCCCGAGCUGCUCAAGAACGCCAUGAGGGCGACGAUGGAGUUCCACCUGGACACCCCAUACAACGUGCCCGACAUCGUGGUCACCAUCGCCAACAACGACAUCGACGUCGUCAUCCGGGUGUCGGACCGCGGCGGGGGCAUCCCCCACGAGCUCCUGGACAAGGUCACCCAAUACCACUUCAGCACGGCCGAGGCCAGCGCCCAGGACCCACGCUUGGGGGGCGGCCCCUUCCGCGGCCUCAUGGAGCCCCCUGCCGGGCCCAUGCACGGGUUCGGCUUCGGGCUCCCCACAUCCCGCGCCUACGCCGAGUACCUGGGGGGGUCGCUGGCGCUGCAGUCGCUGCAGGGGGUGGGCACCGACGUCUUCCUGCGCCUGCGCCACAUCGACGGCAAGGCCGAGAGCUUCCGCAUCUGAGGGCGCCCCACGGCGGCCGGGG
Messenger RNA from Pezoporus flaviventris, 844 nucleotides. It is a transcript of the gene BCKDK, whose product is annotated as branched chain keto acid dehydrogenase kinase. The record is from RefSeq and is a predicted model, not a curated record. NCBI's taxonomy places the organism in Eukaryota, Metazoa, Chordata, Aves, Psittaciformes, Psittacidae. Gene Ontology annotation, molecular function: pyruvate dehydrogenase (acetyl-transferring) kinase activity. Gene Ontology annotation, biological process: regulation of glucose metabolic process; protein phosphorylation. Gene Ontology annotation, cellular component: mitochondrion.